GUCGCCACAAUUCUGACGAUCGCACGGUGGCUGAUUUGGGGGUCAGCAUUUCCCUCGAGAUCUAGGCUGGCAUCUACGCCAGGCAAGCCGCCUCGCCUCGCGCGUUCCUUGGUACGCGGAGCAGGCUGCCCGUCUUUUCUGCCUCCGGAUCUCGCUCCGCAAUCUUGCGCGGCGACGUGCGGAGGGAGAGGUAGAUCACCUUCC
Messenger RNA from Amoebophrya sp. A120, 204 nucleotides. NCBI's taxonomy places the organism in Eukaryota, Dinophyceae, Syndiniales, Amoebophryaceae. The record is from the annotation of a GenBank genome assembly.